This is a messenger RNA of Pollicipes pollicipes, 1271 nucleotides long. RefSeq lists its product as uncharacterized. Bases 270 to 1271 code for a protein of 333 amino acids. The transcript has 7 exons. Gene Ontology annotation, cellular component: cytosol. Gene Ontology annotation, molecular function: small GTPase binding; actin filament binding. Gene Ontology annotation, biological process: regulation of cell shape; cell migration; cortical actin cytoskeleton organization. The record is from RefSeq and is a predicted model, not a curated record. Lineage: Eukaryota; Metazoa; Arthropoda; Thecostraca; Pollicipedomorpha; Pollicipedidae.
CGGGCCGGUGGUGUGCGGUAGGGCUCGCGAAGGUUACCUCGCGGGGGCGCAGAAGACCUAAUCAGCUGAUCAACUCAUUGGAACAGCGCGGACAGCCGUGAAAAUACCACGGAACGCGCAGCGCCAUCAGGCGGCGUUCAACACCAUCCCGCGGCAUUCGGCGGCAUCUGGCAGCAUUUGGCAGCCUCUGACAACAUCUGAUAACGUCUCGCAACAUCUGACGGCAUCUGGCACCGUUUGACGACAUCCGGCAGCAUCUGGCAGCAAUAAUGGAGCUGAUGCGCCGACUGCGCCGUUGGGGCAGCCGUCCGAUACUCGAUGAGUCGCAGUCUGACGUGUGGCCUGCGCCCUAUGACAUCACACUUUAUGAGCACAUCGAUGCCCCGCAAGAGGACGGCCAAGACGAAGGUCUGCCUGAGGAUUUGAUGGAGCUGCCCAACACCUACUGCUUCAUCCCGCCAGACAUUCUGCAGCACCUCGGCUUGGACAACGAUCCGGACAUACUGCCCGAGAUUCAGGAGGAGACGUUCCGGAUAAAGCCAGCAGAUGGCAGUCUACACAGCCCUAAGUCUCAGGAGCCGCGGCCGCCGCUCUACAACGCCGAGAUGUACGCGCUGGGUCUGCGCCGCUGGGGCCGCAAGGGGGGGACGCGUCAGUACAUCGAGGGACGCGAGGGGCCCGAGCGGCACGGACAGCGCGACAGGAAGAGGCGCGACAGCAAGGCGGAGCGGGCGGCCCGGCAGGAGAUGGGCAUGCGUCAGUUCGCCAACGUCUCCGACCUGCUGAAGAAGCUGCGCCAGGACCUUCGCAUGUCGUACCCCAGCUUCGUCCGGGAGUUUGUGACCGAUCCUUACGACGGGGUGACUGGCCUGCUGGACCUGCUGAAGAUGAUACAGCUGUCGCAGACCGACUACGCAGCCUCGAUGAACGGCACUCUCCGCUCCAAGGAGCACCACAACUUCUUCCGGCGCGCACUGACGGACGAGUACGACUGCCUGCUCUGCCUGAAGCACUGUUUGCGCUGCGAGGAGACGGCCGCCAAGCUGGUCGGCUACUCACAUGGCCUCUACACGGUGGCCGUCUGCAUCAUGAGCAACUUCAGCAAGUCGCGCACGCUGGCGCUGGAGCUGCUGACCGUGGCAUGCGAGACGCGGCCGCGCGGCCACCAGCAGGUGAUGGAAGCCGCCUCCACACUGCGACUCCGCUUCGGCGAGCCAGUGCGCUUCAAGUUCCUGGUCGGCAUGCUGACCUCGUUCGGCGCGCCCAGGUGA